Dioscorea cayenensis subsp. rotundata (Guinea yam) is the source of this 4963-nucleotide messenger RNA. Its product is annotated as glutamate receptor 2.7-like. Gene Ontology annotation, biological process: G protein-coupled receptor signaling pathway. NCBI's taxonomy places the organism in Eukaryota, Viridiplantae, Streptophyta, Magnoliopsida, Dioscoreales, Dioscoreaceae. Gene Ontology annotation, cellular component: plasma membrane. The record is from RefSeq and is a predicted model, not a curated record. Gene Ontology annotation, molecular function: G protein-coupled receptor activity; glutamate-gated receptor activity.
UUUCCCUUAAAUAGAAGAUGUUUAUCAUUAUUUAUAAAAAUAAAAUAAAAUAAAUGAAGAAUUGCCCCCAUAUCUCAAGAUUACUGACAAAACGCGCAAUCUUAUUUAUUUAUUAAUUUAGUUUAUUCUCACUCGCCAAGUUCAAACAUGUCAACAUAUUUUAUCCCAGCCUUUUUGCUUUCCAUUGAACACCUCCUUGGUCUUCGCCUUCUUUAUCACCACCAAAGGUGGGAAGUUGCCAAUUCAGUGGAACAAUACCAGUGUUGACCACCAAAACCAAUAACAAACUUCUCCACCUACACCCUUUCUCAUUUUUAACCUUUAGUGUCCAAAUAUAACCAUCCAUUGUGACAGUGCACAACCAUGUCUCUACAUCCUCGUGACCUGCAUGUCUUUCAUAAUCGUUGACUGUUGUCACUAUAAAUCUUGGAAAUUGGAAGCAGUUUCAACAUCCAAACUCAAAGUCAUUGUCUUCUUGUUCUCUCUCGUCUCAGAUGGGAAACCUUUUAUUUGCAUGUGUAAUUUUCAUUGUCUCCUUUCUUGUCACUGUUGCUGUUGCUGUUGCUGGUGAGCAGAGAAAGUUCCCUGUGGGGGUAGUGUUGGAUAUGGAUACAUGGGUUGGUAAUAUAAGCCGCAGCUGCAUUUCCAUGGCGACAGAUGACUUCUAUGCAUAUCAUAGUAACUACACCACCAGACUGGACUUUUACAUCAGGAAUUCAAAGGAAGAUGUUGUCUCAGCUGCAUCUGCUGCGCUUGAUUUGCUGAUAAACAACAGAGUGGAAGCAAUCAUUGGACCACAAACAUCAAUCCAAGCAAAAUUUGUAGCAGAGAUUGGAAACAGAACACACAUCCCAAUCAUCUCGUUCUCGGCCACCUCUCCAGUCCUCUCCUCUGUUCGAACACCGUACUUCAUCCGAACAACCAUAAGUGACUCAUCUCAAGCUCAGGCCAUCGCUGCCCUUGUUCGAUCCUUUGGUUGGUCUCAACUCAUACCAAUCUUUGAAGACACAGACUAUGGCACUGGCAUGAUCCCUUAUCUCAUCGAUGCCUAUCAGACCACCAAUGCCCGUGUCCCCCACCGUUCCAUGAUCCCUCUCUCAGCCAAUGAUGAUCAAAUCCUCACUGAACUUUAUUUCUUGAUGACUUUGCAAACCAGAGUCUUUGUUGUCCAUGCUUCUUACUCCUUAGUGUCACGCCUCCUCACCAAAGCCAAAGAAAUCGGAAUGAUGAAAGAAGGCUAUGCAUGGAUUGUCACUUACGGCUUAACUGAUAACUUUGGUGUCAUGGACUCAUCCACAUUAAAAGCCAUGCAUGGUGUUCUGACGGUAAACCCCUACAUCCCACAGUACCCGGAUUUCAACACAAAGUGGAAAGCGAGGCAACCGCAAAAAGACCCUGCUGCCUUUGCCAAAAAGAUUGAGCCAAGUGUAUAUGCAAUGUGGGCCUAUGAUACUGUCUGGGCACUGGCAUUUGCAGCAGAGGCUGUUGGCGCUCCAGUAGGGACUGCUCCUCAUGAUAGAAAGCUAAUGGAUUCAUACAGAAAAAACUCCACAAACCUGGAGGAGCUCCAAGUUUCGCCAAGUGGCCACAAACUUCUAGACUCAAUCCUCGGCAUGAAUUUCGAUGGCGUCACAGGCAGAUUCCGGCUGGUGAACGGACAAUUAGAGGCUAAGUCUUUUGAGAUUAUCAAUAUAAACAGAGACAAGAUGAAGAAGAUAGGAUACUGGACCUCAGAGCAUGGGAUCUCAGGUAAGCUGGACCAUGGAACAAACCUUAAAGGGAUCAUAUGGCCUGGAGAUGCCAUCACAGCACCAAAUGGAUUGGACUGGCAGUCAAAUAACAAGACACUGAGGAUCGGAGUGCCAGUGAUGAAGGGUUUCAUGGAGUUUGUGAACAGAGAGUGGAAUCCCCUGACAAACCGCAAUGGCAGUGGCUUCUGCAUUGAAGUCUUUGACACUAUCAUGGCCUCACUACCAUACAAGAUCCCCUAUGAGUACAUCCCAUUUGAAGAUGACAAAGGGAAAAUGAACGGCACCUACAAUGAUCUUGUUUACCAGGUUUAUCUCGGUAACUUUGAUGCUGUUGUUGGGGAUGUCACAAUUACACCCAACAGAUCUCUGUAUGUUGACUUCUCAGUGGCAUAUACUGAGCUGGGGAUGGCCAUGGUGGUGCCAAUCAAAGAUGACAGAGGGAAGAGUCCGUGGAUUUUCCUAAAGCCAUUGACAACUGAUCUCUGGUUGGCCAGUGGAGCGUUCUUUGUCUUCACUGGAUUUGCCAUCUGGGUGCUUGAACACCGUAUUAAUGAGGGAUUCCGGGGACCAGCUCUUCACCAACUCGGCACCAUCUUCUACUUCUCCUUCUCCACUCUCGUCUUUGCCCACAGGGAGAAGGUUCUGAGCAACUUUACCAGAGUAGUAGUGAUCAUAUGGCUGUUUGUGGUGCUCAUACUAACUUCAAGUUAUACUGCAAGCUUGACAUCCAUGCUUACAGUGCAGCAGCUCCAUCCAACAGCGACCAGCCUGCACGAGAUCAUAAGAAACGGUGAAUACAUUGGAUACAUGGGGGAUUCCGGCAUGUUAAGGUUACUGAACAUUGAUGCAUCCAAACUCAAAGCAUUUGACUCUGCUGAAGCAUAUGAUGAAGCACUAUCCAAAGGCAGCGCAAGAGGUGGUGUUUCUGCGAUUAUUGAUGAGAUACCUUACAUCAAGGUCUUCCUCUCAAAGUAUUGUGGCAAGUAUACCAUGGUUGGCACUAUAUACAGGACUGAUGGCUUUGGCUUUGCAUUUCAGAAGGGAUCACCGCUAGUGUCCGAAGUAUCAAGGACAAUCUUGAAGGCGACCGAGGAGCUAGACAAGAAACUAUACAGGAACAAGACAGCAUGCCCAGACCAGAACAACAUGGCUUCUUCAAACAGUCUCACACUUGAUAGCUUCAGGGGCCUCUUCCUUCUUUCUGGAAUCACUACUUCUAUGGCAAUCAUUUCAUCCCUGCUAGUGUUCCUCUUGAGAAAUAGACAGGUUCUCGCUAAAAUGGAUUCAGAGAGCUCAAUGUUACGGAGGCUAAUAACAUUUGUUAAGCUAUUUGAUCAAAAAGAUGAAUCAUUUCACGGAGGAAAGAAGGGUGACCUGAAGGAGUUUUCAAUGAAAGCUGGUAGUGAUGAUGGUCCGAGUGUUUGGCCUCGCAAAAAUGGCGGUCCAGCAAGCCCCUGGUAGAAUAUCCUCAACAAGAGAUCAACAGGAAGCAUGUAACCAUAUAUGUUUCUGAAAUUCCACAAACUUAAGAGGGGAAACAUCUAUAAUAUUUAUAAUAAACUAAAGAGAUAAGACUAUCUCCUUGAAAAUAAGAUUGCACAUGAUAUCUUAAACAACAAAUGCUUGGAAUGCUUUCAAGAGCAUAAAACACAAACAGAAGCAAAGCACACAUGCUUCAUCAGCACCGUGUGAGUUGUCACUCAAGAAUCAUCGAUUAUCUUUCACAUCCAUAAGACUGAAUUGGUGAAUCAUUCCAACAAAAGGAAAAGAAAUAUAAGGCAAAUCCUUCCCAGCCUUCCAUAACGAAACAUCCUGCAAAAUGCUCAGAAAACACAGAUAUGGAAUCUCUUGAAGCAUCAAAACACUAUUUGAAAUUCUUGAGGCGAGCAUGUCUAAUGUUUUGUCCAGCAGGCAUUAGGAUCUUCGCAUAUCCAAAUACAAAAAUGUAAUAUAUAUAUAUAUAUAAGCUUAACACGCCCUAAUAGAGAAGAUGGCACUUGGCAAGACCAUUGUAAAAGAAUUUCACAAAAGUCCCCUGAACUCAAAAGUCACACCUAAGAGGAAAACAAUACUGUUCCCCAUCCAAACAAUCACAUCAUAAUGGAAAACUCGAAUACAGAGAAUGCAGACAUUGGAAAGAUCUUUCUAGUCAUCCUUGAUAAGAAUUUACCCACCAUCGAUGAGAAACAUCUUUCAAAAAUUUAUCUGAAGAAACCAGAACCAUGAACAUAUUGGCAUAUUGACACUAGAAAAUAAUAGCCCGACUCACAGAGGAGACUCAAACCACAUCUCACAAUACAAGAAACUAAAGAAACCCGGGAUAAAAAAAAUUAAAAGCUGCUCACAAUUUCACUUAUCAAUGUCUUUCAAGAACAUAAUGUAUGCUUCAAUCAGACAUCAGCCAGAGAUACCCACAGAAUCCAUAUAUUAUAAUGUCAUCAUCACAUUAGAAAAGCUACAGCAGGUAAAAUUGCGAUAGUUAUAUUCUAAAUAGCUCCCUAAUAGAAAAUAAAUAGACAUCAUGCAAAAGAACACUUCGCCAUCUGUUCUUGUAGCCAGACCAUCUCAAACAUAUUCCAAGAGGCCUACUAUAAUGUCAAAUAAACUCCAAAGUGCUUGGUUUGAAUUUGACAAUGGUACUAAAUUGGGCCAACAUUUCCAGGUUCGAAGGACCUUGAACAAAACUAGGGUUGAGGUCAUCAAGCUUGUGUCCUUAAACUCAUAACUCGUAAGUAAUCAUCCAAAGCCUGUAGGAAAGAGAGACUGCACAAUGUAUAAUGUGCUUCAUAAACUUAGCAUAAAACAUAGAAUUAAAACAAGUAAAAAGCAUGUCUUCACCGUGUACUUAUAUGUACUAUUGUGGUAGGCCACCAACAAGGCUUGUGCAUGAACAAAGUGACAGAAUUGAGGAUAAAUUCCUCUGUGAUCAGCUUGGAAAGAUCAUUUGUGCAGUCAUCUUGAGGAACAAGCUUUUGCUGUAGUGCACAUUCCCGAAUUGAAAAAGGGCACAGUUCACAAAACUAGAUAAUAUUAGUGCUACGCAACCUGCACAAAGGAAAAUAAACAACAAAGAAGGCACCUACAAGUGUCCGAUGAGUUCAUAUGAAGACAUUUUGUAACAUAUCAAAACUUAGGCUUCAACAAUACAUUCAUUACUCUUCAGACUUAAUCAACGGCAAUGUAGUGGCAUAACAUCUUUAGGGAGCAAUAUU